Messenger RNA from Tetrapisispora phaffii CBS 4417, 1038 nucleotides. It is a transcript of the gene VMA6, whose product is annotated as H(+)-transporting V0 sector ATPase subunit d. Lineage: Eukaryota; Fungi; Ascomycota; Saccharomycetes; Saccharomycetales; Saccharomycetaceae. Gene Ontology annotation, biological process: proton transmembrane transport; vacuolar acidification; vacuolar transport. Bases 1 to 1038 code for a protein of 345 amino acids. The transcript has a single exon. The record is from RefSeq and is a predicted model, not a curated record. Gene Ontology annotation, cellular component: vacuolar proton-transporting V-type ATPase complex; fungal-type vacuole membrane; proton-transporting V-type ATPase, V0 domain. Gene Ontology annotation, molecular function: proton-transporting ATPase activity, rotational mechanism.
AUGGAAGGUGUUUAUUUUAAUGUGGAUAAUGGUUUUAUUGAAGGUGUAGUAAGAGGUUAUAGAAAUGGUUUGCUGACGAGUAAUCAAUAUUUGAAUUUAACACAAUGUGAUACUUUAGAUGAUUUUAAAUUACAAUUGUCUUCUACAGACUAUGGAAAUUUUCUUUCUUCAGUUGCAACUGAAGGUUUAACUACAUCUAUUAUCCAGGAACUUGCGUCUCAAAAAUUGUAUCAAGAAUUUAACUACAUUAGAAACCAAACUAGACGGUUUAACAAAAAAUUUAUGGAUUUCAUUACUUAUGGGUACAUGAUUGAUAAUGUGACACUGAUGAUCACUGGGACAAUCCACGAUCGUGAUAAAGCUGAGAUUUUACAACGUUGCCAUCCUUUAGGUUGGUUCGAUACUUUACCAACUUUAUCAGUUGCUACGGAUCUGGAAUCACUAUAUGAAACUGUCUUGGUUGAUACUCCGAUUGCUCCUUAUUUCAGUAAUUGUUUUGAUAAUGCUGAAGAGUUAGAUGAUUUAAACAUUGAGAUCAUAAGAAAUAAGUUGUACAAAGCUUAUUUGAAUGAUUUUUACAACUUCAUAUCUUCCGAAUUACCUGAACCUGCUAAGGAAGCCAUGCAAGAUUUGGUCGUGUUUGAAGCUGAUAGAAGAAGUAUUAACAUUGCAUUGAACUCAUUACAAAGUGAAGAUAUCGCGCCAGAUUUGAAAAGAGAGUUAUUACCAGAUUUAGGUAAACUAUAUCCAAUAGCUACUGCACAUUUAGCUGAAGCACAAGAUUUCGAAACUGUAAGAGCUAUUGUUGGUAGUGUUUACGAAUAUAAAGGUAUUUUAGAAUCAGGUAAUCUAGAGGAUCACUUUUACAAGUACGAAAUGGAAUUAUGUAGGGAUGCAUUCACCCAACAAUUCGCUGUAAGUACCAUAUGGGCAUGGAUGAAAUCAAAGGAACAAGAAGUAAGAAAUAUCACAUGGAUCGCUGAAUGUAUCGCUCAGAACCAAAGAGAGAAAAUUAACAAUUAUAUAUCUGUGUAUUAG